Cooperia oncophora is the source of this 375-nucleotide messenger RNA. The record is from the annotation of a GenBank genome assembly. NCBI's taxonomy places the organism in Eukaryota, Metazoa, Nematoda, Chromadorea, Rhabditida, Trichostrongylidae.
AUGAUCAUAUUUUUCAUUGCCGCCUUUUUACUUGUUGCUGAACAGUUGAAUGGACAACUAAAUGAUGGAAUAGUAACGGGAAACAGACCUCAUAUGCUGAGCCAAGCAAGGAUAUUUGACUUGCCCAAAUUUGCUCCGACGGCUAGAAUCAUCAAGUUAUCGUCAUCGCUCAGAAGGAAGCACAACAAAGAGGACAAGUCGCUAUUUUCAGAUGCGGCUGGAUCUUUCGACAACUUUGAGGCCUUUAAUCUCGAAGACAUCGAUCGUGAGCCAUCGUCAGGUGAAGCGAAAACACCAGUCAGAAGAGAAGGCAGCUCAAAGCGUAGACAGCGAGGAUCUCACGAGAACAUCGGCGAAUUCUUCCCAGAGUCUUGA